AUGCCCACCGCUCGCCCCAUCAUCCGCGUGCCGCUCGGCCUUGUCCUUAGCCACACUCUCCCCAGUUGCAGCCCCGCGGCGUGCGCGGCGCCGGCGCUGCAGCCAUUGCUGUGGGAUGCGUCUGCCGGCUGGGAGCUGCACCUGGCAGGCCUGCUGCUCUGGGCCUGCACGCCGGACACGCCGAAGCCUGGCAUGGGCGCCGCGGCAGCGGCGGCUGCAGCUGUGACCCCGCUACCGCAAGAGAGGCGCUUCUGGCAGCAGUAUGCUAGGGUGCUGCCGCCCCUGGAGCAGCAGACGUCGCUGCUGCUGUUUGAGGAGGGCGAGUUGGGGGAGCUCCAGGACGAGGCCCUGGCCAACGCGGCGCGCAGCUGGCGGCGGCACGUGCUCGACGCAUACGAGGGGUUUUUCACACGCGGCACGGGCACCACCAGCCUCAGUGGCAGCCGUGACCGCUGGCGUCCGACCCUCCAGGACUGGCUGUGGGCCGUGGCCUCUAACGAGAGCAGGGCAUUCGGCUUGCAGGUGGACGGGCAGGAGGUGCAGGCAGCCGUGCCCUUCCUGGACCUGGCCAACCACCGCCCCCGCGCGGCCCCGGCCCACACGGUCACCAGGCACGGCGGCAGCAGCGGCGACGCCGGCGGCGGCGGGGGUGGGGCCGGCAGUGGGGGCUUCUUUGAGCUACUGAGCGACCAGAGCUAUGCUCCAGGGGAGGAGGUGUUUGUCGACUACGGGGAGAAGGACAACAGGAAACUGAUGGAACAGUAUGGUUUUGUCUGCGAAGGAAACCCAUAUGAUCGGCUGGACCUGACUGGCAUGCAGCUGCCCAGCGGCUGCCGCAUGAGCCGCGACGCCAUUGCGGCGGCAGGGGCAUCGGAAACGUUAGCAGCAAGUGCGGUCGGGGCGCAGCAGGGACGGCCAGGCGCAGCUUCAGCUGCGGAGGCGCAGGGGCGGCGGGUGCAGGCGGCCGUGGCGUCGCUGACGCGACACCUGGGAUGGCGGAACCUCCGGGAGUUUGAGCUAGUAUCUGGAACGACGACUGCGGCAUGCGUGGCCGCGGCAGAGGCGUGCCUGCUGCGGCAGCUGGCCUCAUUUGAGACGAGCGUCAAUCAUGACCUGGCAACGCUAGGUGCGAUCGAGGAGCGCGCCGCCGCUGCCACGUCCGCCGCGUCCGGCGGCAAGCUGCGGCGCUCUGCAGCAGCCGUGCGGUAUCGGCUGGAGCGCAAGCGGCUGAUCCAGGCGGGCCUGGACGUGCUGCGCCGCGUCCACCGCUGA
This is a messenger RNA of Monoraphidium neglectum, 1272 nucleotides long. RefSeq lists its product as hypothetical. Gene Ontology annotation, molecular function: protein-lysine N-methyltransferase activity. The record is from RefSeq and is a predicted model, not a curated record. NCBI's taxonomy places the organism in Eukaryota, Viridiplantae, Chlorophyta, Chlorophyceae, Sphaeropleales, Selenastraceae. Gene Ontology annotation, biological process: peptidyl-lysine monomethylation. The transcript is spliced from 5 exons. The coding region runs from base 1 to 1272 and encodes 423 amino acids.